UGGCGGCGCUGCAGGCCGCGCUGGCCGAGGCCACCGACCCCCAGCAGCGCGUGGCGGUGGUGGCGCAGGGCCAGCCGCUCUCCGGCGUCGUCGGCUUCUUCAACUGCCUGCGCUUGGAGCCUGGGCCCGGACGCCUCAACCUCAGGUGCUACUUCCUCCCGGACGAGGGCUCUGAGCCUUUCUCUGCAGACGCCCCCGUCUUCCGUCGUCGACUGGAGCUGGACCUGGUGAUGAACGUCCUCGAGGGUGGGCGUUGGGGUAGUUUCCGGCACACGCCCAUUCCUAGGGCUCGAUGCGUGACGCAGGCUACGCACGCUUACAACGACCAAAUUACACCAGGGGACUUGUCAAGCUUCGCGUGGUUCAAAGGGCCUUUCGACCCGGUGAACCCACUGUUACCAGAAGGCCAUACGCUUAUGCAUGUCUAUUAUUCGUCGUUCAACUUUAAGGAUAUCAUGAUAGCUUCAGGAAAACUGAACACCAGCACACUUCCACAUGUACCUGGUCGAUUAAGCUUUAUGCACUAUGAAGGUUCCGGUCGACUCGCUGAUGGUCGAAGAGUAAUGGGUGUGACGUUGGGUGGUUCUCUAGCGAAUAUAGUGAAUGUGUGGGAAUACUGGGAAAUUCCUAGCCAUUGGACAAUGGAAGAUGCAGCUACGGUACCAGUAGCCUACAACACAGCGGCAUUGGCGCUGGUGUUACUGGCACGCAUGCGCAAAGGAGAGACGCUGCUGGUGCACGCGGCCACGGGCGGCGUGGGCCAGGCAGCCAUCCACCUGGCGCUGCACCACGGCGUGCGAGUAUUCGCUACCGUCGGUUCGCCAGAGAAAAAGGAAUUUCUGAUGCGCCUCUUUCCGCAGUUGGACCCCAAAGACAUCGGCAGCACGCGUGAUGCCUCCUUCGAACAGCUGAUCAUGCGGCGCACAGACGGCCGGGGCGUCGACCUGGUGCUCAACUCUCUCAGCGGCGAGCUGCUGUUCGCGGGCCUGCGGUGUCUAGCUCCGCGCGGCCGCUUCCUGGAGAUGGGCGCUGUAGACAUGCAGAAAGACACGGACAUCGGCGCAAUUAAACCGCUUACACGGCACAUCUUUCAACAGAACGAGGUUGAAAAGGCAUUCAGGUUUAUGGCAGGUGCCAAGCACAUUGGAAAAGUACUCAUUCAAAUGCGACCAGAGGAACAAACUACAACUGUUGUUCCAAAACUAUUACCUCUUGAAGCAAGACUGCGUUUCUUUUGCAACAAAGAAAUGUCGUACAUUAUAUGCGCCCUGCUUGUGACAACAAUUAGUCUUCCAACUUCCAGUACAAGAACGGGAACAAGUAAAGUAAUUGACACGUCCAAGACUGAGAAAGGAGCAAUGAACGAUAAAGAAGUACGCCGUGGAGCCAAGAACCUCGUCCUCACAUCACGACGCGGCGUAGUAACUGGCUACCAAGUGCGCAAAUUGCAUUUCUGGAGACGAGACGGUUGUCAUGUGGAAAUAUUCACGGGGGAUGCUGCGACACUGGAAGGCGCCGAGCAACUCUUGCAGAGAAGUGCUUCAUUGGGGCCUGUCGCCGCCAUUUUCAACUUGGCAGUGGUGCUACAAGACGGUUUGUUUGAAAACCAAACGGAGGAGAAAUUUCAAGAGUCCUUCCGCAGCAAAGCGACAACGACGAAAAUGCUCGACAAGAUGUCGCGUGUUCUAUGUCCUCGCUUGCAACACUUCGUUGUUUUUUCGAGUGUAUCCUGCGGCCGAGGCAACGCAGGGCAGACCACUUAUGGAAUGGCAAACUCUGUCAUGGAGCGUGUUGUGCGAGCUCGUCAGGCUGACGGCCUACCCGCCACUGCCAUCCAGUGGGGAGCCGUGGGAGACGUGGGAUUGUUGGCGGAUUCGCGUGAUAACGCUGAGCAAAUAGAAAUCGGUGGUACACUGCCACAACGCAUCUCUUCUUGUCUCGAGGUGAUGGAUGAUUUCCUGUGUCUACCUUACCCUGUCUUGUCAUCAUUAGUACUUGCAGAGAAAAAACACGCGAGGCAAAUGAAUGAUCCUGCCAGUUUCGUCGCGAGUAUAAUGGGUUUCAAAGAUAAAAAGAAAGUAAGCUCCAAUGUACCCUUAGCUGAUUUAGGGCUCGAUUCAAUGAUGGGAGCGGAAAUUCAGCAAGGGCUGGAAAGAGAGUUCGGUAUCACUCUAACACCAUUAGAAAUUCGAGAUAUUACGUUCUCACAGUUAGAGAAACUGUCAGGAAAUAUUGGAAGCAAUGAAGAACUUCCCAAACCCACUACCAAAAAAGAAGCGGUUCCAUUGAAUAUAAUUAAGCAAUAUAGUCCUGUGUUAAAAGAUGAAGACAUACUGUCUUUUAAAAUAAUAAAAUUACCCUCGCUAAUAUCAGAGAAAUCAAAUAAUCAGUUGCCUGUGCUACUAUUCGGUGGUAUCGAAGGCAUAUCUAAAUCAAUGGAGCCUUUUGCAGCAAAACUAGAACACCUAAUACAUUAUGUACCAUUGCCUUUUCGUGAAAGGGGGUGCACUCUUGCAGACAUCGCUUCUGAGGUUUUUCCUCUCGUAACACAGGAGUUGCAGAAAUUUCAGACCAAACGCUUUAAAAUACUUGGUUAUUCCUUUGGUGGAACCAUAGCCUUGGAAAUUGCUUUGAUGCUAGAAAAUCAAGGAUUUCAGGGUUCUCUGGUACUUAUAGAUUCUGCCCAUAGUUUCUUAAGAAGUGAAGUCAUUGACAAACAUAUUGUAAACAAAUUGGCAUCAGAAAGCGAACUCAUGCAACUAAUGGAGAAAAAUGUAGCAUUUUAUUAUUCUACUGCUUUUGCACCUGAUAAUGCUCCGAUGUGCCUGGAACCUGUUCCUGUAUAUACCAUACCCGACGUUGAACACUACACCAUCUUGGCUCAUCCUGAGACAUCAAAAAUUGUCAAUGAUUUAUUAAAGUAAUAAUCAGUAUAAUAAAUCACACGGUUUAAUACAAUAUAAAUAAAUUUGACUGAUACUAAAUGGUUACAUAUAAUACCCAUACAAAGUAUUAAAUGAAUCACAACAAAUGUUACUAACCACAUAACUCAUUAAUGUGAUAGUAAAAUAAAUUAUUCUUUAUAUGCAACACAUGUGGCAUAAUUCAACGAG
Gryllus bimaculatus (two-spotted cricket) is the source of this 3113-nucleotide messenger RNA. NCBI's taxonomy places the organism in Eukaryota, Metazoa, Arthropoda, Insecta, Orthoptera, Gryllidae. The record is from the annotation of a GenBank genome assembly.